GAAGGAAGAAUGAGGAAGGACUCGCACGCACAUUUCGGCUCUCUCAGAUUUGCUGAUAAAGCAUCAGCUAUUUGAUCGGUACGGGUCUGUCUGUGGGGAAAAUACGCGUAUGGAAAUUAUAGGGUGAAUAUAAUACUCACGCGGGUCUCAUAUCUUUCCUGCAUCUCGUGUAUAAAAACCCAAACUGAUGCGAACUGGGAUACUACUGACGGCUUCCGACACGCACUGUCUCCGUUAACACUCAUCCUGCCUCUAUCACCGAGAUUGACGGACUUCACACUCGGACGGAGCACCGUUACGCAGAAGUUUGUCACCCAUUAAGGAAUGAUGAGGCACCGUGAGAUAUCCCCAUGCCUCUUGCUGGGUUUUCAGUGUCUAGUGUUCAUGGUGAUACUGCUCUGCAGUGUCCGCCAUGUAACAGCGGAACAUGCACAAGACCACAGCCUGGAUCAUAGUUCUCCUGCCAACAAAUCUCUGACCUGUGGUGGUGAUGGACCCGUAUGUGCCCCAGGAGUCAUCCUCCCAGUGUGGAAACCCCAAAACCCUUCCUUUGGGGACAAGGUGGCUCGGGCCACAGUUUACUUUGUGGCACUAGCAUACAUGUUUCUUGGAGUGUCAAUUAUUGCUGACCGCUUCAUGGCAUCCAUCGAGGUCAUCACCUCUCAGGAGAAGGAGAUCACCAUUAAGAAACAAAACGGUGAAACAACCACCACAACUGUACGCAUCUGGAACGAAACCGUGUCCAACCUCACCCUUAUGGCUCUGGGGUCGUCUGCUCCUGAAAUUCUACUCUCAGUCAUUGAGGUGUGUGGCCAUAACUUUGAAGCCGGUGACCUUGGACCCUCUACCAUCGUUGGAAGUGCAGCUUUUAACAUGUUUGUCAUUAUCGGAAUCUGCGUCUACGUGGUACCCGAUGGAGAGCAUCGCAAAGUAAAGCACCUACGUGUUUUCUUUGUCACCGCCACUUGGAGCAUCUUUGCCUACCUGUGGCUAUACCUGAUCUUGGCUGUUAUCUCACCGGGCGUUGUCCAAGUGUGGGAGGGUCUUCUCACUCUUUUCUUCUUUCCCAUUUGUGUGGUCUUUGCUUGGGUCGCUGACCGCCGCCUCCUAUUUUACAAGUAUGUUUACAAGCGCUACCGAGCUGGCAAACACCGUGGCAUGAUCAUUGAGACAGAAGGUGACCGUCCUUUGCCAUCCAAGGUGGAUAUUGAGAUGGAUGGGAAGAUGUUGAACUCUCAUGCAGUGGACUUCUUGGAUGGAACUCUGGCUUUGGACCUGGAGGAUAGGGAUUUGGAUGAGGAGGAAGCCAGACGUGAAAUGGCGAAGAUCCUUAAAGAACUGAAGCAGAAACAUCCAGAUAAAGAGGUGGAGCAGCUGAUCGAACUUGCUAAUUACCAGGUGCUCAGCCAACAGCAGAAGAGCCGUGCAUUCUAUCGAUGCCAAGCGACCCGUUUAAUGACUGGCGCAGGUAACAUUCUGAAAAAACAUGCAGCAGACCAGGCUCGUAAAGCAGUAAGCAUGAACGAAGUACGCAGCGACACUGGAGAGAACGAUCCUAUUUCUAAGAUCUUUUUUGACCCUGGCUCCUACCAGUGCUUGGAAAACUGUGGAACUGUGGCAGUGAAUGUGGUUAGACGUGGAGGCGAUCUCAACCAGACUGUGUCAGUGGAAUUCCGCACAGAAGACGGAACUGCAAAUGCAGGCUCAGACUACGAAUUCACUGAAGGUAUCGUUGUUUUCAAGCCAGGCGAGACUCUGAAGGAGAUCAGAGUUGGAAUUAUUGACGAUGACAUCUUUGAGGAGGAUGAGAACUUCCUUGUCCACCUCAACAAUGUUCGAGUGCUUCAUGAGGAUGCUGAGCCUGAAACCCCUGAAGCCAAUCAUGUGGAGACCAUCGCAACACUUGGUGUGCCCUCCACAGCUACAGUCACCAUCUUUGAUGAUGACCAUGCCGGAAUCUUCACAUUCGAAGAGCCGGUGACCCACGUUAGUGAGAGUGUGGGUGUAAUGGAAGUGAAGGUCCUGCGUACAUCUGGCGCCCGUGGGGUGGUGUCAGUGCCAUAUAAAACCAUUGAGGGAACUGCGCAUGGAGGAGGAGAGGACUUUGAAGACACCCAUGGUCUUCUGGAGUUCCAAAAUGAUGAAAUCUUGAAGACGAUAACAGUAAGGGUUCUCGAUCGAGAGGAAUACAAUAGGCAAUGCAGCUUUUACUUAGAGCUACAGACGCCAUUGUGGAGGAGGAGAGGAUGGACAGUAUACAGAGAGGAGGAGAAAGAGGCGGGGCAGGAAGAGCAGGAUCCUCUGACAGGUGAAGAGGAAGAGGAACGUCGCAUCGCUGAGAUGGGGAAGCCAAUGCUCGGAGAUCACCCCAAACUGGAGAUCAUCAUUGAGGAAUCCUAUGAAUUCAAGAACACUGUUGAUAAGCUGAUUAAAAAGACAAACUUGGCUCUUCUGGUUGGCACCAACAGCUGGAGGGACCAGUUCAUUGAGGCGAUUACAGUCAGUGCUGGUGAGGAUGAUGAUGAUGAAGAAUGUGGAGAGGAAAAGCUCCCGUCCUGUUUCGAUUAUGUCAUGCAUUUCCUUACCGUCUUCUGGAAAGUUCUUUUCGCCUUCGUCCCACCCACCGAUUACUGGAACGGAUGGGCAUGUUUUGUGGUGUCAAUCAUCAUGAUUGGCCUUCUGACAGCAUUCAUCGGAGACCUGGCAUCCCACUUUGGCUGCACCAUUGGACUCAAAGACUCGGUCACUGCAGUGGUGUUUGUGGCUCUAGGCACUUCAGUUCCAGACACAUUUGCCAGCAAAGUGGCCGCGAUACAGGACCAGUAUGCAGACGCGUCCAUUGGAAACGUGACGGGGAGCAACGCCGUAAAUGUCUUCUUGGGCAUCGGAGUGGCCUGGUCCAUUGCCGCCAUCUAUCACAACUCCAAGGGCCACGAGUUUAGGGUGGAGCCGGGUAACCUGGCCUUCUCUGUCACCCUGUUUACCAUUUUCGCCUUCAUCUGCGUGGCGGUGCUAAUGUACCGCCGCCGGCCCGACAUCGGUGGCGAGCUUGGGGGUCCACGGACUGCUAAAGUGCUGACCACCAUGCUUUUCGUCAGCCUCUGGCUCCUCUACAUCCUGUUCUCCUCUCUGGAGGCUUAUUGCCACAUCAAGGGCUUCUAAACACACAUACACACCCUCACAUAAACACACACUCAGAACUACACACCUUCACACAGUGACAUACAUAAAGACUAGUGACUUUGGAGAAAGGCAAACGCGGCGGACUCUGUUUCAAGUUUAUGUGAAUAAUCAUUUCCGCAAACCAUCGGUCAGUUCUUCUGUUAUCUACACAUGCCACUCCUACAAUCAUCUUCCUCUGUUUAUUGUGUGUGCUGAAUGACUGCAUCUGACUGGACGAUCUUUCGCUUAUUUAAAGGGCCGUGACCACAAUGUUUAAACAUCAACAAAUAAGACUAUGAAAGCUAAUAUUGCUACCUUUAACUACUGUAGUUGUGCUUUUUAAAUCUAAUCCAGUGUAAAAGCCAAGUGGGGAAAAUAGCAGCCACUUGGCUGUGGGGAAACUGUGGAAUCUGUAAGCUCCUUUCAUUGUGCCAUGGAACUCUGAGUUAUGUAAUUCAGUGUUAUAGGCUGUGUGUGUUAUAGGUUUGUUGUCUUUAUGGGAAUAUUGGUUUAGUUGUAAGUUGUUUUUCCUGGGUGACAGAGAUACAUACUGCCCUACAAAGCCAAAACACAGUAACUACACCAACACUGAAACUGAGAAAAAUGGCUUUUUGGAUUGUAAAGCCAAAUGUGGACUAUGAAAGUCUUGCUCUGUUUUCUCUGAAUCUAAGCAGCUGAGCCAAACCUGUCUGGGAAGGUCAUAGUGUAAGAGCCCACAUUUCAGUCAUAACUAAAUUUUGACUAAAUGUGUAGUUACUGCAUUUUGGUUUUGCAGAGGAUAGUACUCCUAGAAUUUGUAAAUAGACAAAAUUGCAUAACUUUUUGGGGUUUAGAGAUUAUGAGCACAGUUGUAGUUGUUUGACCUGUAAUCAGAGUGGUCCUAACAAAAAGUGGUCAGCUGCUGCCUUGGACAUCCUCCUAAACAGCUUAAUGUUGUUGUCAAGAGCAGCUCUGUGUACUGUAGCUAGUUUCUGUGAAGGCCAGUUUUUAACCCAACUUGCAAUGGUGGAGUUAAUUUCCUACAUUUUCAGCAACAGUUCAGUUCAGAAAGGAAUCAGUUAUACAAUAAGGAGAGUGUAGUGUGGACAGCUAUAAUCUCUCCCAGCUUUAGAGACCAGAGGUGCACUAGUGCAAGACUUUGAUUGAAGAGCUUUGAUUUGACAUUCUUAAAGAUCGUAAAGUGCUAUUGAAAGAGCUCAGCAUUAAGGGACCCCUGCUGAAAAGACAGCUUUGACCGGCAUGAAUUUCAGUGCUGGUCAAAGCUAGUUAAUGCUGGUUAGUGCUGGUCAACCAGGCUGGUUAAUGGUUAAUGCUGGUUAUUCAGGCUGGCUAAUGGUUAGUGCAUGUCAACCAGACUGGUUUAUGCUGGUUAUUGCGGGGAAUGUUUAGUGUUGGUAAACUAGUCUGGUUAAUGGUUAAUGCUGGACAACUAUGCUGGUUAAUCCUAGUUAGAGCUGGUCAACCAUGCUGAUUAAAGCUGGCUAGUCCUGGUCAACCAGGCUGGUUAAUAGUUAGUGCUGGUCAACCAGGCUGAUUAAUGGUUAGUGCUGGUCAUUCAGGCUGGUUAAUGCUGGUCAGUGCUAGUAAACCAGGCUGGUUAAUGGUUAUUGCUGGUUAAUCAGCAUAGCCAUGCAAAACUUUGCUGAAUUUCCAUCCUGGUCAGAGUUGGUUAAUGCUGGGCAUUUCGGCUGGUUAAUGGUUAGUGCAUGUCAACCAGGCUGGUUUAUGCUGUUUAGUGUGGGUAAUGGUUAGUGUUGGACAACCAGGCUGGUUAAUGGUUAUUGCUGGCCAACUAUGCUGGUUAAUGCUGGUUAGUGCUGGUCAGCCAGGCUGAAUAAUGGUUAAUGCUGAUCAGCCAAACUGGUUUAUCCUGGUUAGUGCUGGUCAACCAGGCUGCUUAAUUGUUUGUGCUGGUCAGACCUAAUAUAGGAAGUUUCUGUAGUAUGGUCCCAGCAUCCUAAACACAACAUAUACUGGGGACCAGCAAUGUUAGUCUUUUCAGGAGGGACAUCCUUGAUUUUUAAAUAAUACAAACAAUUUAUUGACAUACUGCAGUUUGUUGUAGAUUAGAUUAUUAAUUUAUUUAAUCAGUUUUCAGAUGGAACGUGUAAAUUCAAUGAAGUGAAAUUUGUGCGUGACAUGCUUUUGCCAACAUCACAUCAGGAGUUUACUAUUAUGACUGUUACUUUCCGUCCAAACAAACACACAUUCAUGAACACAUACUGCAACCACAUAAAAAUUAACUGAACAGCAAAAACAGUGGCCAUACCAGACACACUUACAGUCUUACACAUGCAAGCAUUAGAAAUUGGUGGAAACAUACACACUCACUCAUCUAUGUGGAGUUUACGAGGGCACACUCUCCCUCCAACCCUGCUGAGAUUGCUUCUUUGUACUUUGUAGAUUUGCUGCAUACAGAGCUGUAAGGUAAAUAUCGUACAGUAGCCAUGGAUUUAGGAGCAGCCAUUUUAGACAUAGGCCAGUUUUAAAAUCAGAAAUUCUAGAACUAAUCUGAAUUUGACUCUAAACAUCUUUAGAAUAGCAUGG
Molecule: messenger RNA, 5709 nt
Organism: Myxocyprinus asiaticus (Chinese sucker)
Lineage: Eukaryota; Metazoa; Chordata; Actinopteri; Cypriniformes; Catostomidae
Product: sodium/calcium exchanger 1-like
Exons: 7
Coding region: 325-3162 (945 amino acids)
Biological process (GO): sodium ion transmembrane transport; calcium ion import across plasma membrane; cell communication
Cellular component (GO): postsynapse; sarcolemma; axon
Molecular function (GO): calcium:sodium antiporter activity
Source: RefSeq, a predicted model, not a curated record